This is a messenger RNA of Melanotaenia boesemani (Boeseman's rainbowfish), 5636 nucleotides long. RefSeq names its product low affinity immunoglobulin gamma Fc region receptor II-like. Lineage: Eukaryota; Metazoa; Chordata; Actinopteri; Atheriniformes; Melanotaeniidae. Bases 3361 to 4269 code for a protein of 302 amino acids. Gene Ontology annotation, biological process: cell surface receptor signaling pathway. The transcript has 7 exons. Gene Ontology annotation, molecular function: transmembrane signaling receptor activity. The record is from RefSeq and is a predicted model, not a curated record.
ACUACAACCCAUGUCAGAAUGUCAUUCCAAAUCCAAUCCAAAGUUGUGUGUAAAUAUUUUAGUUUUUAUUCCUUAUGUUGUAUUUUAUUCUUUGUUUUUUUCCCUGUAAGUAAUUUCGCACAGCAAAAUUUUUUCGUCUCCUUGCGCCAUGUUGAGCUUCUGCCCACAAUGCAUUGUGGUCUAUAUUGACCCGUCUAGUGACCAUCAAUGUUCACUACUUUUCAAGAUGAAUUGUGGGUAAUUUUGAGUGCCCUACUUUUUUUCUCUGGACUAUUGGACACUCUGACAAAAUGGCGUGACCCAUAUACAGAGCACUUUGUAGGGAGUAGAAUGCACAUUCGGACACAGCCCAUGUUUGUUAUUGUCUGAACCAGACGUUGAACCUCAGAAGUGAACCCUGCACUGCCCUUUGGUGGACGUAUUAGAUAACAACCAUACUAAUGUUAUGAUUAGAAAAUCAUAAAGAUGUAAAGUGAAAGAAUAUAAUUUGGUAAUACUAUGUGGUAAAAAUGUUUUUUGCUUAUAACCAUCAUCGUACCAAAAAGGGAGAAAAGAAGCCGGUUUUCAGUGGUAAAUGGAAGUUGCAGAACAAGUACUGUGAAUUACAGAUCAAGUGCUCUAUGAUCUAUGAUCGACUACUUGGGUCUUUAAGCUGUAAUGCUAUGAAAAGAUACAUUAGGUUGAUAACAUGCUUGAAAAUGCCAUUGAUUGAAUGUUAUUCAGUUCAUCUUAAAUCUAUACAUGACUUUUAAUUAAAUAUUUAUGUGUUAGUAGGGUUUGAACUGUUUAUCGUGUCUUGAUUGAUUAUGUCUGAGUGACCAUAGGGGACAUUAUAGACGGGAUUUAUGGCUCUUUGAAGGGAGCCGGAUCUUAAGGAGCUGUUCCUUUCAAAGAGCCAUUAAAAAGACUGGCUCAUUCUCACAAUAUCUUACAAAAUCUCACAAUAUAUAAGAAUGACAAACAAUCAAAAUAUGUACCUAUAUAAAAUCUACUAUACAAUAUAUAUAUAUAAAUAUGUUUUUACCUUAUUUAUUAUACCUCAUGAAGUACCUUAAUUCCCCUUCAACAAUCUCUAUUUAGAGUGCUAUUGCUAUGUAUAUUUGUUCUGUAUAUUUAUUAAACAUUUAACAUGGUCUUUUACUCUCUUACAUUUUACACAAAAUGAAAUAUAUCCAACAUGCUGCAACUAUUUUUGACCUUAUGUUACGUUAACAAUGAAACUGGUAAAACUGCAUUUCUGACUAAGCAUGACUUUUAUCAAAGAGCGUGAGCACCCUCUAGUGAGUAAAAACUUUACCUCACACGUAGCAGUAAGUUUUUCAACUUGGUAAAAUAUAACAAAAUGACACAUCACCACUACUAACCUUGUUCCCUCAUCAACCAGGUGCUAAAAUUCUGUAGGCAGCUUGUUUUACACCUUAACAUUAGUGUGUUGUCCGUCUUUUAACCAUGUAGAACACUUUUCUCUGUACAUAGGACUUAAACGCUGCCGCUUUAUACCUUUUCCACACCUCACUGUUCUGAAGCUUUUUAAAAUAAAAACCUUAGCUGUAUUAUAGCUCUAAAAGUACAUAAACAAUUCAUGACUUGGCGUUACAUUGUGUUGUUUAAGUGUUCCCUCCAUUUUUUUGAGCAGUGUAUAUUACUGGUACUUUCAGUGUCAUUAUGUUGUGGAAAUUCAAUGCAAUUAUGAAAAAAAGAGAAAAAUUGCAAAAAACCUGCAAUUUUUAUUAUAUCUAUAUUUAAAAAAUAUUGUUAGUUCUUUAGCAUUUAGCAGAGAGACACUUGAUGCUCCAGAGCCACAAGUUGAAGACCCAUGACCUGACGGAAGCAUGUAUAAUGUAAGAAGUAAUGGUCUAAGUACAGAACCCAGAGGAACUCCGUGACUUACUUUGGUAUGUGAGGAAGACUCGUUAUUUACAUUAACAAACUGAAAUCUAUCAGAUAAAAAUGACUUAAACCAGCCUAACACAGUUCUUUCAGUUCCCAAUAACAUGUUCAAGCCUCUGUAACACAAUGAUGUGAUGAAUGGUGCAGAAUGCAACUUAUCUGAGACCAUCAGGAGAUCAUUGGUAACUUUCACCAGGUCUGUCUCUGGACUAUGAUGAGCUCUAAAUCCUUACUUAACUCCUCAUAUUAUUUCUGAUCAAAUGGGCACAGAGCUGAGUUGAAACUAUUUGCAAAAAUUUUACACAUAAAGGGAGGUUGGAUAUAGAACUAUAAUUACUCACUCCUGAAUUGAUAGUUUUUUUUAUUUAUUAUUAUUUAAACAGUCAUAAAAGAUUGAGGUACAUACCCUCUCAAUAGAGACAUGUUGAUCCAAUCAAGUACAGAUGUAUUAACUAAGGAAAAUACUUCCUUGAAUAGUCUGGUUUAGAUGGGUUCUAAAACUGGGUUCAUAAUAACUGAGAAGCAAAGGAAUACAUGACUCAGCAGCACUUUGGCCCUUAGUCAGUCAGGUUACAGAGCUGAAGAGAACCAUGGGCUUGUUUUUGUUCUCCUCUAUGAUCAAUAAUAACGCUAGCUCUCUUCUAGCCUUAUGCAGGACUUUCUGAUUUACUAUUAAACUGAGACUUUUCUGGACCAGAUGAAGCCUUGAUGUCGGUUGUAAAGCUGCUUGUGUUUAUUAUUGUUGGUCUUUUCAGUUCUUGUUGUUCUGUUGUUGCUGCUACAACAAUUGAGUUUCCCUCUGGGCAUCAAUAAAGUUUUCUGAUUUGACUACAGCAUGUCUGCUUACUCAUUGCAACUUUUCAGAUCAAUGUUGUUUUUUGCUGGGAUAAAAUCUUUGACUCCUCCACCAGCUAAACCAGUCUGUCAGUCGCCUCAAUAAAUUACCCUUUGUUGUUGCAAUGCUUGUGUUUCUUUUAGUUCACUAAUUCCCAGCUUUGUGGCAUCGUACCAUCACUCUGCAGUUCUUUCUGCAUGAAAAUGGCCUCCUAAAACACGAGUAAGUAUAUUCCCUUUUCUUUUUAGCUUUGGCCAACAGUUAUGUUUGACUAAUUGUUUUAACACAGAGUUAAAAGAUGGAUGCCAUGCCAUGGAUAUUUCUGGAAUUUUACUUAUUUUUUAAAAGUGAAACUUUUUAAAACUUUCUUUUGACUCUUUCCUUUUUUCAGCAACUAGCUAAACUAGCUCCUACAUGUUUGCAACUAAUGUUUUCCAUGUAGUCAAACUGGUGUUUGUGGAUAUAUUUCUGGCUUCAGUGGUUCUUUGCUUGUAUCAUUGAAUAAGUUAAUAAAAGUGAAUGUGUGUGAAGAGGACAAAGAACCUCCCAGACUGACAAGUACAGGAAGAGGGCGGGCUGUACUUUGGGGCUCCAACAAUACCAGGAACGACCUGGCCAAACGACAGAGAGGUACGAUGACGGAAACUUCUCUUCAGUGUCUGCUCCUUCUGAGCCAGGUGUCUCUGCUGAUCUGCAUCACUCAUCAAGCCCUCACAGCUCGUCUGACCAUCAGUCCCAGCAGAUCUCAGUUUUUUGAAGGAGUCUCUGUGUCUCUGAUCUGUGAGGAGGACGACAGCUCUGCUGGAUGGACGGUGAGGAGAAACACGACCAGGCCACAGUCUGAGUGUGGAAGAGGAUGGGGGAAAGCAUCAAAUUCAUCAGGUUCUUCCUGUAACAUCAGCUACACCUUCCAGUCAGACUCUGGAGUUUACUGGUGUGAGUCCAGAGAGGGAGCAACCAGUAACAGCAUCACCCUCACUGUCACUGGUGGAUCAGUGAUCCUGCAGAGUCCUGUCCUCCCUGUGAUGGAGGGAGAUGACCUCACUCUGAGCUGUCAAUCAAAGCCUCCCUCCAACCUCCCAGCUGCUUUCUAUAAAGAUGGCUCCCUCAUCAGGACUGAGUCUACAGGUCACAUGACCCUCCACCAUGUUACCAGGUCUGAUGAAGGUCUCUACAGGUGUAGCAUCAGCAGUCAUGGAGAGUCUCCACCCAGCUGGAUCUCUGUCACAGAGAAACCCACCACCACACCUCCCCCUACAUCCAUCCCUCCCCCUACGUCCAUCCCUCCACCUACAUCCACCUCUCCUCCACCCGGUCCUCUACUCUCUGUGCUGUUGCCUGUUCUUUGUCUCCUUGCUGUGGUCCUACUGGUGUUACUGGUUUUACUGGGGAGACGACACAUUCUCAGAAAAUCUAAAGCUGAUGAUGAAGAUGAAGAGGAAGGCACCAUGUACAGUGACAUCAUAUAUCACAUGGUGGACAGCAGGACAUCAGCAGACACAGAGAGCUUCCAGCGGAGUCAGACGUCAUCUAUUCCUCACUGAGGUAGUCCACCAGUCCAACCACUGAUGUCCUCUGCUGGAUCAAACUGGUUCAGACCAGUUUUUAAACAUCUUUACUGUCUUCUCUAAAUUAUUUCAUUAAUAAUAAGUUUCCUCUCAUUCAGUGUUCAGCUCAGAAAUACCAGCUCAGUGUCAUGAAUGUAAAUUUCUGGUAAAUUCUUCAGAGAAUCAGAACUUUGAUGUAAUUUAGGUUUUAUCUUUGAUGUGUGGACUCUGCUCUGGUAAACAUUUUAAGACUCUGGUUUCUUGUCUCACGUGUUUCACCUGUGAAGAUCUUUGGGUUUUAACAAAGCAAAGACUUUAACUUGUCCCAGUUUGGCUGUGGCUAACCUACAUAAACCUCUUCUCAGAGCGGUGAACGGAGAACAUGAAGCCACAACCGCAGGUUAAAACAGCUGGAACAUUGUUCAGUCAGCAAUAUGACAGAAUAUAUGAAAAAAACCUCUUUAGUUCAUGUUUGUUAAGAUUUUUAAUUGCUUUAUUAAUGUUUUUAACCUCCCAUAGUCUGGUAUCAUAACGCUUGAUGAUGUACAGUAAAUAUAGAUGCUUACACUGCCCCCUAAUGGUGAUAGAUAGAUAGAUAGAUAGAUAGAUAGAUAGAUAGAUAGAUAGAUAGAUAGAUAGAUAGAUAGAUAGAUAGAUAGAUAGAUAGAUAGAUAGAUAGAUAGAAAGAACCAUGUUAGCAUCUUCAGCCACCUCUCAGUCUCUGGAUGCACCUGAAAGCAGCUACCUUCCCUUUGCUCUAUGACUUCAUGAUCCUCGGCACAGUUUCCAGACUGCAGCCUCUCCUCUGACAGCUGAUGAUAUUCAGCUCUUCACUCCCUCUACUGGACACUAGAGGAACUACAGCAGAUAAAACCCAGUAAAGGCUAAUUUUUAGCAGCCCAGCAACAUCUCAUGAUCUCACCUGGAUCUUUAUUUAGUUCAGGACUACUCAGUUCAGUCCUACGAGAGCUGCAAUCCAGCAGGUUUUCCAUGUAUCCCUGCUCCACCACACCUGACUCAAAUGAAUGAGUCCUUGUGCAGAUCUUGAUGGGCUGUUGGAUCAUUUAGUUUGAUUCAGGUGUGUUGAAGCAGGAAUACAUUAAAUCCUGCUGGAUUGUGAUUCUUUUAGGACUGAAUCUCUGUUCCUCUGGCUCCUCCUCUCAGAACUGAUCAUUAAUAGUUUCAUUAAAUCCUCACAUCACGGUGUGUGUGUCAGUAAACAGGACGUUGCUGCAGGUCUGCAUGUUUUGUUUACAGAGUUAAUUUUUGCACACUUUCUGUGUGGAGUCUGCAUGUUCUCCUCGUGUAUGUGUGGGUUCUCUCUGGUUGUAAAUGGUUGUUUGUCUCUCUGUGUCGGCCCUGUG